AACUGUCUUGGUUGGAUUACUAACACAAAUUUUUCUAUGAUUUGAUUUUCAUUCCGUUUAGGUUGUAGAUUAAGUGAGAAAAUAAAUAUUUAUUCAUCAAUAUGAAAGUGGUUUCAAUUUUCAUCGCUGUUAUUGCUGUGGCCAGCAGAUUGGUUGUUGCACAAUCUCAAUCCGGCUACAAUUACCCAAGUCCAUUCAAUCAAUUGACACCAGGUGCGACAAGCGAUUUAGGCGGCAUUCCAAAUGCCCAACAACCAACUCCAUUCACGGGAUCUCAACCUGGCUAUAAUAAUCAGCCAUUUACACCAGCAGUCCCACAAGGACCACCAUCAUUCGGUGUUACACCAACGUUGACACCAGGAUUCAAUCAACCACAAUUUGUGCCGACUACAAGUAGUUUACCAUCAAGUGGAGUUCCAAGCCAUUCAAACAUUCCAAGUCAUUCAAGCGUUCCAGGCCAUUCAAGCGUUCCAGGUCUUUCAAGUGUUCCAGGUCUUUCAAGCGUUCCAGGCAUUCCUUCCGGUGGUUUUGGAGCUCCUUCACAAUCCGGCCAAUUCCCAGCGACAUCUGCACCCUCGUCAAGUGUUCCAGGUCUUUCAAGCGUUCCAGGCAUUCCUUCCGGUGGCUUUGGAGCUCCUUCACAAUCCGGCCAAUUCCCAGCGACAUCUGCACCCUCGUCAAAAGGUUUCGAGUCUAGUGGUUUCCCACACUCAGGCGGUCAUUCAGGUGGUGGCCACUCAAUCGGUAGUCAUGGCAGUGGGCUUACAGGCACUUCAUUCCAAAGUCCAUCAGGUUUUCCAGGUUCAUCGGUAGACAGCGGUAGUACUGGCUUUGGAGCACCCGGUUUUGUACAAGGUCAACAAUCAUUUGGGGGACAAGCAAAUAACUUUGGUCAAUCUGGUGGCAGUACACAAUUUCAAGGUGAAAACGAUGGCUCUUAUCCUGGCGGCGAUUACUCGGCUAUCCCUGGAACGCCCGGUGUUGAUUAUCCAAUUUAUAUGGAAAUUCCAAAAACAUCAUUCGAUUGUAAAAACCAACAAUUCCCUGGAUACUAUGCCGACAUUGAAGCACAAUGUCAAGUUUUCCAUAUUUGUGCAUUGAAUACAACAUUCAAUUUCCUCUGUCCAAAUGGUACCAUUUUCAGUCAAGAGCACCUUGUUUGCGUGUGGUGGAAUCAAUUUGAUUGCAAUUCAGCACAAAGCUUAUACGGAAACAAUGCUUACAUUUAUGAUUAUUCAAAGACCGGACAAUCACAAGAUAAUCAAGGGCCAUCACGGAACUUUGGAAAUACUGAUGCUGGAAAUGGAUUUGACGGAGCACAAGGUCCAGGUUUUGUACAAGGUGGAUCGCCAAGUUUUGGAGCAACACAGCCAGGAUUCGGUUCAUCACUUUCUGGUGCGCCUGGUUUUGGAGUGCAAUCACCAUCGUUACCGAGUGGAUUUGGUCCAACCUCGGCAGCGGCAGUACCAUCAUUUACAUCACCAUCGUUCGGCUCGACACAAUCUGUUGCCCCAGGAUUCGGUGCAUCACAUUCAUCUCACAUCCCAAGUGGAACAUCAACCGGCUUCGGACAACCAGCACCAUCACAUUCAUCAGGUUUUGGACAAUCGCAUACUUCUUCUCAUAAUGUUCCAUCGAGUCAUAGUUUUCCAUCGUCGCAAAGUGGUGCCGAUCAAUAUCCAAUUGUUCCACCAAGUCAACCGGAUUAUCAACAGCCAUCAGUCAUAACUCCAACAAUUCCAAGCAGCCCAGCACCAUUCGGCGGACCCACAGGCUAUCCAGCUGCGGGAACACCAACGCCAAUCAACACUGCACUCGGUGAACAACCAUUGCCAAGCCGAGAGUACUUACCAUCAAGAAGGACUAAGUAAAAUCAAACUCAAUUGAAAUUCGAUAAAUACCAUUUAAAUUAUUCCAAUCAGUUACCUUUUAUAUCAGAACAAGUUUACACUACAAACAUAAAAACUGAAUUUGAAGCCGCAUAUUAUUCAUUUCCCAUUCUAGCCGAUGGAAUAAUAAUCUAUUGUAUAAAUAUGAUCAUUAUAUUUACCAUUUAUAAAAAAGUAUAUAUCAUAAAUCAAAACAUGAACAAGUUUCAUUAAAGUGCAUAUAAUUCAUAGAGUUAGUUGUAGAUUUUAAAACUUUCAUGUACAAGUA
Molecule: messenger RNA, 2157 nt
Organism: Contarinia nasturtii (swede midge)
Lineage: Eukaryota; Metazoa; Arthropoda; Insecta; Diptera; Cecidomyiidae
Product: nuclear pore complex protein DDB_G0274915
Exons: 10
Coding region: 102-1871 (589 amino acids)
Cellular component (GO): extracellular region
Molecular function (GO): chitin binding
Source: RefSeq, a predicted model, not a curated record